CUGCGCGUCAAGGGCAUUCUCUUUGCAUCUUCCGACGCAUCCAGAUCACCACAGAACGAUGCGCAACCACAUUGCCGAGGGAAGCCCCGCCAACCACGUGGAGAGGCGUCAGAAUGGGCUGCCAUCCUGCGCCAUCGAAGGAGGCGCACCUCGCGCGAUGAGCCGCAGCAUCAGUGCGUCGGAUCAAGACUCAGAAGAUACGCUGGACGAUGAUUCACUCAAGUGGCGGAGGUCAGCACCCGGCACAGCACAAGUGGAAGAAAGGCAGUCAGUCAAUCUUCUUUAUGUAUCCAUUUUAGAGAGCUGGAGACCACGGUGGAGCGUCACACGCGGCGGAUGGAGUACAACAACCGAAUGGCUGAAUUGAUCAUCACCUUCUUCACCCUGUUCAUUCUCAUCGAGCUCAACAACAUCCCCCGCGAGUGUGAGCUGGAGCAGUGCCUCAACGAGUACCUGACGGCAGGAGGGGAGUCUGACUACGACUUCUUCAUGACCGAUUGUUCGGUCCUGCGCCAGCAGUGCACACACGGGCCGGUGGGGAGGCUGAUGAAGAAGGGGGGCUCGUUCCGCAAAUGGGCUGACCUGCCCCACAACACCUCCGCCAUCGUGGGAGCCUACAGCCUGGUCGCUGACUUCUGCGUCUGUCUGCUGCGGCAGCACCCUGGCGACUUUCUGUGCGACUUCGAGAUAUCCACCUGCUUCCAAUUCAUCUUGGGGCUCUUCUUCCUCUACUGGCUGGAGGUGAGCAACACAGAAUGAAUGGUCAACAACCCUGAUUCAAUACGCUCGUCAUGGGUGUGUCUGCUCCCCUUAUCUAGGUGCGUUGCCGGCCCCCCGAUGUGUUUCUGUUGGUCGAGACCCAGGUGCGGUCGAUGGAGCUGCGCGCAGCUGGAAGCGCCAUCGACAUGAAGAUACGGGGAGGCGGCAGGCCACGAGGCAACAUCUUCUCCCGCCUCAACCACUGCCUCGGCGAUCGCAAGGUGGUCAUGGUGCUCUUCGGCUGCUAUUUCCUCUUCUGGCUGCUCUUCUAUCGCUUCUUCUCCGGCUGCUACUCGACUGGGCUAACGGAGAAACAGUACAUCAUCUCGACUAUCUGUGGCUGCGGCGUGGCGGCGACCUUCUUCAUGGUGCUGCUCGAGGCGUACGGGGAGUGGGCCAUCCAGCGGAUGGCAAGAAACAAGCCGAGAGGCAAGACGGCGGAGCAGAGGGGCAAGCAGCCGAACGUCAUGUUUCCUGCUAUCCAGGCGGGAGAGCAGAAGCUGCCGCCAAUGACAGCCCCCAGCUCCUCGCUGCCCGCGAUCUUGCCCCGGUCUGCGCCGAGCAUGGCGUUUCAAUCUCCCAUGACCGACACGUCGCAUUCAGUCUUCCAGCCGUCAGCGGCCGCGCCCUACACCAUCAACGUGGAGCGGCCCGUGGGAGAGGUGGCGCGUGCCGACUCGCUCGAGGAGGACCCUUUCUCACUCGAUGCGUCACUGCCCAACCUGCAGUGGAUGUCGGGGUGGCAGAGCAGACGGGGCAACAACCAGGACAACGGGCGGGAGAGGGGGCGGUCUAACAGACAGUGAGCAGAUGAGUCUGUCUGUCUGUUGUAGAUAUCUGUCUUGGUGUGUAUAUGUUUUGCCUUUUCCCUCUUCUGAGGACUGAGCGAG
Messenger RNA from Vitrella brassicaformis, 1649 nucleotides. Lineage: Eukaryota; Vitrellaceae. The record is from the annotation of a GenBank genome assembly.